Cooperia oncophora is the source of this 771-nucleotide messenger RNA. NCBI's taxonomy places the organism in Eukaryota, Metazoa, Nematoda, Chromadorea, Rhabditida, Trichostrongylidae. The record is from the annotation of a GenBank genome assembly.
AUGCCGCCUCCAGGGUACAUCGACGAACGCGCCGACAACGAUGGCAACGUGGUUGUGAUACCAUCUGUACAAUGGAAUAUUAAUGACCAUCAGAUGCAAAGAUUGAGUGCAUCCGGACAGGCAAGAAGUGAACCCAAGAUUGAUUCUGAUUUAUGGGGUCAUCCUUCUGUAGCUGUGGCGCUUCUCGACAGUCAAAUCACAGCUAAUGGCGGUCGACUAUUCACCAAGAAAACUGCCAAUGGAGUUAUCAACAGGGUUCAUUCAAUGCCCGCUCACUACCACGUCGUCAACGGAUACCACAGAACGACCACUACCGACGACGGACCAAGCGGCUCCUUGUUAUCAGGCUUUCCACCACCUCGAGGAAAAACCAGGGAUCCGCCACCUUACGAGAGAGCUCUCGAUAUUCAGAGAACUACUACCACCCAAUUGAAUCCACAUCUUCACCUUCAACCCAGCGUUGUUCAGUCAAUUGCGGUUGGGCCAAUGGCUGCCGAAGCUGCUGGAGGGCAACCGGCUUUCCCUCCAGCGUCAGCCACCCAAUUCGCCACUCAUGACUAUUUUAUUGAUGAGGAAGGGUUGAGCACGGAACGCCUGCGCGACUUCCCUAUGAUGCAUCGAUUGCUUACUCACCAACGAAGACCGUCGUCAUGCAUCGACCUCACAUCCGAAUACGUCACACACUUGCCACUGCCAGUCUUGACAGGUACUGCUCUUGCAGAUUUCUCGGUCUUAGUCAGAAUACAUCUUCGACAUGGAGGUUUAUGGUAG